Messenger RNA from Alexandromys fortis (reed vole), 4544 nucleotides. RefSeq names its product SLIT and NTRK like family member 5 (gene Slitrk5). NCBI's taxonomy places the organism in Eukaryota, Metazoa, Chordata, Mammalia, Rodentia, Cricetidae. The record is from RefSeq and is a predicted model, not a curated record. The transcript is spliced from 2 exons. Gene Ontology annotation, biological process: positive regulation of synapse assembly; regulation of presynapse assembly; axonogenesis. Gene Ontology annotation, cellular component: membrane. Bases 298 to 3246 code for a protein of 982 amino acids. Gene Ontology annotation, molecular function: protein binding.
CCUCCUCGGACCCCUCAAAGGAUGUCGGAGAUAAAGAGUUGCGAAGAAUGAGGAUCGUGCGCCGCAUCUGGGGAGGGAUAGCGAAAAUCCGCUGCAAACACUAGGAACAGUGCAGCGGCCAAGAGGAUGUGGGAGCCUUUCAAAUACUAAUUAGGGGCCGCGACUGCAGGUUAGCCUUGGGGACAACGGCAUCCCGGCUGCAGUGGUCGUGCCGCUUGGGGGAGAGGAGCACAGCGAAGGAACCGCCGACGGAGCAGCCGAGGGGCCAGUACCACCUUCUCUCGCCCCCUCACUACCAUGUACAGUGUGCGCUGCAAGAAGAAGGCGGACGAUGCACGCACACCCUCGAGCCCCUCUCCCUCCGGAGGUAAAAUGCACGUUUGCUGCCCCCCAGUAACUUUGGAACAGGACCUUCACAGAAAAAUGCAUAGCUGGAUGCUGCAGACUCUAGCGUUUGCUGUAACAUCUCUCGUCCUUUCCUGUGCAGAAACCAUCGAUUAUUAUGGGGAAAUCUGUGACAAUGCAUGUCCUUGUGAGGAAAAGGACGGCAUUUUAACUGUGAGCUGUGAAAACCGGGGGAUCAUCAGUCUCUCUGAAAUUAGCCCUCCCCGUUUCCCAAUUUAUCACCUCCUGUUGUCUGGGAACCUUCUGAACCGUCUCUAUCCCAAUGAAUUUGUCAAUUACACUGGGGCUUCAAUUUUACAUCUGGGAAGCAAUGUUAUCCAAGACAUCGAGACAGGGGCUUUCCAUGGGCUGCGGGGUUUGAGGCGACUACACCUAAACAAUAAUAAACUGGAACUUCUGCGAGAUGACACCUUCCUUGGCUUGGAGAACUUAGAAUACCUGCAGGUCGAUUACAAUUACAUCAGUGUCAUUGAACCCAAUGCUUUUGGAAAACUGCAUAUGUUGCAGGUGCUUAUCCUCAAUGACAAUCUCUUGUCAGGUUUACCUAACAAUCUCUUCCGUUUUGUGCCCUUAACGCACUUGGACCUGCGGGGGAACAGGCUGAAACUUCUGCCCUAUAUGGGGCUGUUGCAACACAUGGAUAAAGUUGUGGAAUUGCAGCUGGAGGAAAACCCCUGGAAUUGCUCCUGUGAGCUAAUUUCUCUCAAGGAUUGGUUGGACAGCAUCUCCUACUCAGCCCUUGUGGGUGAUGUGGUCUGUGAGACCCCCUUCCGUUUGCACGGCAGGGACUUGGAUGAGGUAUCCAAGCAGGAACUUUGUCCAAGGAAACUUAUUUCUGACUAUGAGAUGAGGCCACAGACUCCUUUAAGCACCACGGGGUAUUUGCAUACGACCCCAGCCUCUGUAAAUUCUGUGGCCACUUCUUCCUCUGCUGUUUACAAGCCCCCCUUGAAGCCUCCUAAGGGGACCCGCCAGCCCAACAAGCCCAGAGUGCGCCCGACUUCUAGGCAGCCCUCUAAAGACUUGGGUUACAGUAACUAUGGCCCCAGCAUAGCCUACCAGACCAAAUCCCCGGUGCCUUUGGAGUGUCCCACCGCCUGCACUUGCAACCUUCAGAUCUCUGAUCUGGGCCUCAAUGUCAACUGCCAAGAGCGCAAAAUCGAGAGCAUCGCGGAGCUACAGCCCAAGCCCUACAAUCCCAAGAAAAUGUACCUAACAGAGAACUACAUCACUGUUGUGCGCAGGACAGACUUCCUGGAAGCCACAGGACUGGACCUCCUGCACCUCGGUAACAACCGCAUCUCCAUGAUCCAGGACCGGGCCUUUGGGGAUCUCAGCAACCUGAGACGUCUCUAUCUGAAUGGCAACAGGAUUGAGAGACUGAGCCCAGAGUUAUUCUAUGGCCUGCAGAGCUUGCAGUAUCUCUUCCUCCAGUACAAUCUCAUUCGCGAAAUCCAGUCCGGGACUUUUGAUCCAGUCCCAAACCUCCAGUUACUAUUCUUGAAUAACAACCAACUGCAGACCAUGCCUUCAGGUGUCUUCUCUGGCCUGACUCUUCUCAGGCUUAACCUGAGGAGCAACAGCUUCACCUCCUUGCCAGUUAGUGGAGUUUUGGAUCAGCUGACAUCCCUCAUCCAAAUUGAUCUACAUGACAACCCUUGGGAUUGCACCUGCGAUGUGGUGGGCAUGAAGCUGUGGAUUGAGCAACUCAAAGUGGGAGUGCUCGUGGACGAAGUGAUCUGUAAGGCGCCCAAGAAAUUUGCAGAGACCUACAUGCGCUCCAUCAAGUCGGAACUGCUGUGUCCAGACUAUUCUGAUGUGGUGGUAUCCACGCCCACGCCCUCUUCCAUCCAGGUACCAUCCCGGACCAACGCAGCGACACCAGCUGUGAGGCUGAACAGCACCGGGGCCCCUGCGGGCUUGGGUGCUGGAGCCGGGGCUUCGUCAGUGCCCUUGUCGGUGCUGAUCCUCAGCCUGCUGCUCGUUUUCAUCAUGUCAGUCUUCGUGGCGGCAGGCCUCUUCGUGCUGGUCAUGAAACGCAGGAAGAAGAACCAGAACGACCACACCAGCACCAACAACUCCGACGUGAGCUCCUUCAACAUGCAGUACAGCGUGUAUGGGGGUGGAGGCGGCAGCGGGGGUAGCCACCCUCAUGCGCACGUGCACCACCGCGGACCGGCUUUGCCCAAGGUGAAGACUCCCGCGGGCCACGUGUAUGAGUACAUCCCUCACCCACUGGGCCACAUGUGCAAAAAUCCCAUCUACAGGUCUCGAGAAGGCAACUCCGUGGAGGAUUACAAAGACCUGCACGAGCUCAAGGUCACCUACAGCAGCAACCACCACCUGCAGCAGCAGCAGCCACCGCCGCCGCAGCAGCCCCAGCAGCAGCCCCCUCCGCAGCUGCAGCUGCAGCCUGGGGAGGAGGAGAGGCGGGAAAGCCACCACUUGCGGAGCCCCGCCUACAGCGUCAGCACCAUCGAGCCCCGAGAGGACCUAAUGUCGCCGGUGCAGGACGCUGAUCGCUUUUACAGGGGCAUUUUAGAGCCAGACAAACACUGCUCCACUAGCCCUGCCGGCAGCAGCCUCCCGGAAUACCCCAAAUUCCCAUGCAGCUCGGCUGCUUACACUUUCUCCCCAAACUAUGACCUGCGACGCCCCCAUCAGUAUUUGCAUCCGGGGGCAGGGGACAGCAGGCUGCGGGAACCGGUGCUCUACAGCCCUCCCGGUGCUGUCUUUGUAGAACCGAACCGGAAUGAGUAUCUGGAGUUAAAAGCAAAACUAAAUGUUGAGCCGGACUACCUCGAAGUGCUGGAAAAACAGACCACAUUCAGUCAGUUCUAAAAACAAAGAAACUCCGUUGGAGCUUUUGCGUUUGAAACAAACAAGCAAGCAGACACACUUGGUGAACACAUUUGAUUAAUUGUGUCGUUUCAACAUUUAGGGUGAAGUGCCUUGGCACGGGAUUCUCAGCUUCGGUGGAAGCUAACUGAAAGGGUGUGCAAUUUACUUUUAAUUUUACACGCGGGAAACAUUUAUGUAAACUAGGCACAUCACUUUCUCUUCUUGUCUGUGAGGGAAGAGAGAAGGGCUUUGGGGAGGGCGAUUUGCAUCCAGGGUGACCUUCAACAGGUUGCGGUCCCUUUUUGCAGUGCUCUGAAGUGCUAAGAAGGGUUGGGGGUGGAAGCAGCUUAGAUUCUUCUCAUCCUUUUUGCUCCUCUUCUCACAUCCUUCUUGUCCUUAGAGCCUUGGCAUUGGUUGAGAGAUUAGCACACCCCAACUUUAAUAGGAAGUUUCUUCUCUCUCACUUCCCUCCCUUCCUUCCCCCUCCCACCUUCCUUCCUAACCUUUUCCUUUGUUUUUAAAGAAUGUGUUUGUAUGCAUUCUGGACAUUUGAAUUAAAAAAAAAAGUCUUGUGAUCCAGAAAGGCUCACUAUAGAUGUGGACAAAUCAUUAAAAUUACAGAGCUAUAUGAUCCAUAAUUGAUUAGUCAAAAUAACUUAUUGAUGAAAUAUACAAAUAUUUUAUUGUAGCACCUAUUUUUAUAUGCACAUUUAGCAUUCCUCUUUCCUUCACUAUUUAGCCUAUGAUUUUCUCAGAGGUGUUGUUGCACUGUACUACGAGCUGCAUUUCCAAAAUCAGAGUAAUAUCAGAAAGGCCUAUUAAAUAUUUAAAGACGUGGAGCACUAAAUGGCAAAAGUCUUUAAAAACCUAUGAAGCCCACCCAAUGCGACUUGCCAUUCAAAAAAUAGUAAACUAAAAAAUGAAGCUGUUUAUAACCUGCUGUAGAAAAGGAAAAAGAUGGAACAAUUAAUUGGGUAGUUCGAUUGAGAAAAGUGUGACAGUUUUUGGAUGUAUCAGAGAAGGUUGAAAAUUAUUUUUAUUAGUGAACCAAAAUGCUGUAUUGAUUUGACUACUAUUGUAGCCGAUUUUUGAUUGUGUAACCAAACCCAAUUGCAUUUGUACAGUUCCGCGUGCCCUUGCACCUCAGAAGACCAAACGAUGGGCUGUACAAGUCUGUCCAAUGUCUUUAUCCCUCUGGGCAGAUGCUGAGGACAAACAGGAUCUCUGUAAGAUGGAACUACUAUUGUUACAGUCUCAUAUGUAUCCCAGCACAUGUAAUUUUUUAAAUAGUUUCUGAA